Messenger RNA from Rhodotorula toruloides NP11, 1047 nucleotides. RefSeq lists its product as uncharacterized. The record is from RefSeq and is a predicted model, not a curated record. Gene Ontology annotation, biological process: canonical NF-kappaB signal transduction. The transcript has a single exon. The coding region runs from base 1 to 1047 and encodes 348 amino acids. Lineage: Eukaryota; Fungi; Basidiomycota; Microbotryomycetes; Sporidiobolales; Sporidiobolaceae.
AUGAAGCCGCUCAGGAUGAAGGAGACGUUCAAUCCGGACGAGGCAGUCCUGCGGGCAGAGCGCCGCGCCGCCCGCAAGUCGCGCAAGAAGCGAGCAGCUCGCGCCGAAUCCCUCACUCCGCCACGCUCUCGCUCUCGACCGCCCGCAACGACCGUUGCACCCGACGACUGGGGUUUCGACGAGUCCGCCCUCCCGCCCGAACAGGCGUACAAGAAGACCCGGACGGACGACGAGUUCUACGAGAGUUUGGCGGACGCGGAAGCGCAGGAUCAGGGCGUGGGAUACUAUGAAGACGAGCUUUACGCUCGUCAGGUCCCUGCGUAUGCGAGUCACUAUGGCAGUGCGGCGGCAGCAGCGGCGGGGAUCGAGCCUGGGGGAAAGGGGAAUUGGCUGAACCAGAUGGACGACGAGGAGUACGCCGAAUGGGUGCGGGCCGGGAUGUGGCGGCGACGGAACAAGGAGGAGCUGGAGCGGAUAGAGCGGGCGGAGAAGGAGAGGAAGGCGAAGGAGGAGAAGGAACGGGUCGAACGGGAGAAACGGACGCGGGAGGAGAGGGAACGGAUACGAAGGUUGGAGAAGCGCAAGAAGCGCAAGUCGGAAGAAGAGGAGAAGGCUGCGAGGGCGCGGUACGAGGACGGCUGGAAGAAGUUGCAGCAGGCCGUCGCGACGACCGCUCCUCCCGCCUCGACCGACACCGCGACAGACGGCGACUCUUCCUCCUCCGGCACCUCUACGCCUGCCUUCCCUCUCCGCUUCACCGACUUUCCCUGGCCGCUUUACCCACCAAUGGCUUUCCCUCCGCUCUCCUGGCCCGCCCUCACCGAUAUCACCUCCACCGCCAUCUCGACCUUCCUCCUCCCUCCCUCUCUGCAAGCCGACAAACACAAAGCCGUUCUCCGACAAGCCGUACUCGCCUACCAUCCGGACAGGUUCGAGCGAUACGUCCUCAAGAUCCCAGAGGAGAAGGAGGACGUGCGGGAGAGGGUGCGCGAGUUGGGCUUGCGGGUUAGCCAGGUCUUGAACGACCUGUCGAAGAAGGGGGCGUAG